This is a messenger RNA of Scatophagus argus, 556 nucleotides long. RefSeq names its product ring-box 1, E3 ubiquitin protein ligase (gene rbx1). Lineage: Eukaryota; Metazoa; Chordata; Actinopteri; Scatophagidae. Gene Ontology annotation, biological process: ubiquitin-dependent protein catabolic process; protein ubiquitination. The coding region runs from base 77 to 403 and encodes 108 amino acids. The record is from RefSeq and is a predicted model, not a curated record. Gene Ontology annotation, cellular component: cullin-RING ubiquitin ligase complex; nucleus. Gene Ontology annotation, molecular function: ubiquitin protein ligase activity; cullin family protein binding; zinc ion binding. The transcript is spliced from 5 exons.
AACACUUACCUUAAUACACUGACGGAAAUUAUGUUUCUUCCGGGAAGCAUUCUCGUCACGCAAACCUCCAUUCAAGAUGGCAGCAGCUAUGGAUGUAGAUACGCCGAGCGGCACAAACAGUGGAGCCAGCAAGAAGCGGUUUGAAGUGAAGAAGUGGAAUGCUGUGGCUCUGUGGGCCUGGGACAUUGUGGUGGAUAACUGUGCAAUCUGUAGGAACCACAUCAUGGAUCUCUGUAUAGAGUGCCAGGCCAACCAAGCUUCUGCAACCUCUGAGGAAUGCACUGUAGCCUGGGGUGUCUGCAAUCAUGCUUUCCAUUUCCACUGUAUCUCUCGCUGGCUGAAAACCAGACAGGUGUGCCCUCUGGACAACAGGGAGUGGGAGUUUCAGAAAUAUGGACAUUAGCUGUAUUAUUGUUGGUCAUUUUCUUGGCUAUUGCAAGAGUCACACUUACUGCUUCUGUUCUCUCCCGCUUGUAAACAAGUUGUUAUUUUACACCCAUGUUUGUUUUGGUAUAUUGUAAGUAUACAAAUAAAAAUGAAUGUUGUCACAAAAAAA